This is a messenger RNA of Pygocentrus nattereri (red-bellied piranha), 925 nucleotides long. RefSeq names its product leukotriene B4 receptor 1-like. The record is from RefSeq and is a predicted model, not a curated record. Gene Ontology annotation, cellular component: membrane. Lineage: Eukaryota; Metazoa; Chordata; Actinopteri; Characiformes; Serrasalmidae. Gene Ontology annotation, biological process: G protein-coupled receptor signaling pathway; immune response. The transcript has a single exon. The coding region runs from base 1 to 891 and encodes 296 amino acids. Gene Ontology annotation, molecular function: G protein-coupled receptor activity.
AUGCAGCAGGAUAACUGCUCCAGUAGUUCCCAGCUCACUGAUAUCUUCCCAGUAUGCAUAGCCAACAGUGCUAUAAUGGGACUGUGCUUUGUGCUGGGGGUCCCUGGCAAUCUAUCAGUGCUGGGGAUUCUUGUCCGACGCUUGAAGGAGAACAGCUUCACUCUUAGAAUAAUGCUGACUCUGGCGAUGUCGGAUCUGCUGAUUCUCCUUCCCCUGCCAAUAUGGAUCUGGGCUCUUCUGCAUGACUGGAUCUUCGGCUCUGUUGUGUGCAAGAUCAUCUCCUACAUUGAAUACUGGUGUGUCUACUGUAGUGCAUUGUGUGUGACUCUGAUGAGUGUUCAGAGGUACAUGCAGGUGCUCCAUCCUCAAAAAUGUGCUAAACUCGGGACCAGAGGAGAGAACGGACUUUUGUGUGGAAUAUGGAUCCUGAGUGGACUCUUGGCAUUAUACGCUCCUGUUCAGCGUGAUGUAGGAUGUGAUCAAUACGGAUUCCUGUACUGUUACCAACACUUUAGGAAUGAUACAGAAAAAGUAGUCACUUUAAUCCUGGAAAUGCUACAAUUUGGGAUGUGUUUCUUCUUGCUGGUUUUCUUCUACUAUCGUCUUCACCGAGGGGUCAAUCAGUCACCUUUCUUUAGCAGUAACAGAAUGACAAAGCUGGUGACGAGAAUCGUCGUGUCAUUCUUCGUCUUCUAUAUCCUGGUUCCCAUCGCCAACAUCUCGAUUAUCACUGCAGUGUUUCUGAAGAAUGAAAAUCUGUUGGAAUCAGUAGAACUUGUUGGUAAAGUGGCCAGAGUUCUGGCAUUCCUGAACAGCUGUGUGAACCCUUGUCUCUAUACUUUCUCUCUUAGAGGGCAGCAACGCACCAAUCCUGUGAUAGAGAACACUUAAACUCUUAUGCAUUACAAAAUUAUGGAAGCUCAUU